AUUGCAGUAGGCUAGGAUCUCCGUUCGUAUUCGGUAACAUCAAGGAGUUAGGAAACUGGGAAACGCCUGUCAAACUUCGUCAAUCUACUCGUCGAACGCCGCACGGUGUUCACGAUACUUAUUGGUUUUCCGAACCAAUUAAGAUUUAUCUUUCCGAUCUUGAAAAUAUUCCGGAGAUAAGGUACAAAUAUGGAAUUGCCAUCUCGCAACAAGCUAUCUUGCGCAAAAACGUCGAUGUCAUUUUAGAAGGUUUUGAUGCUCAAUACGAGCGUGUUCUUUGGUUCCAAGGUAGUAUUAAUCAAUACGACGUAUGGGAGAAUAACGAUUUGCUUGCCUUCGAAGUUAAAGAUUUUGCUUUCUUGGAUAUCAUAUAUAAUUCAUUGAAUGCCGGAAAUUUAAAGGAGAAGAUCUUUGAAUUUCAAUUAAUCCUGGAAAAUCAACGUUCCCAUCUGGCGACUAUACCCUUAUACAAAUUUAUAAGGGAGCGCUUUUCCGAUGCAAAAUUGAAGGAACAGAAACUUUUUUUACUUGUUCUCUUAGGCUACCGCUCUCACUUUUUUUAUGAGCGAAAUGACAUUUCGGAGUCAAUGGCCCUGAAAUUACUCGAUGUGGUCAAGCAUAUUCGCGAAGACACUUACCCUUCAGACAUAAGUCGCAUCAUCAUAAUGGCGAUUGAUCUUCUGGUGCGUCUUAGUGCGCAUAGUGGGUUCAGCAGUGAAAAAAACCUUUAUUCAUUUCUCAAUGCGUUCAAAGAAAGAGCACUUCCUCAUCUUGAAAAUGUUGACGAAUACACGUACAUUAGGGUCAUGAGGUGGUUAGUCAAAUUAUGUCAAAACAUGAAAUCUCUCGUCUUGGUUUGGAACGAAUUUAUUUGUCAUAGCGAUGAGAUGGAUGAACAACUUCAGCAUGCUCUCACUGAACGAGUUCGAUCGAACAUAGCAGUAAAUUAUGACAUUGUUCGUUUGGACGAACUUUUAUCUGAACUUCCUGAGGGUCUCGCGAGAUUGGUGGUCGACGCGUUCCGUGACAGGGUACUUUCGCAUUUGCGUAACGGGCGUGCCGUACGUUCUUGGCCAACAAGGCACUUUAAUGUAAUGUGCAAGUUUUUGGAGAAUUCGGAAUUAUUUUGGACUUUCGAAGAUUAUCUCUCUUCAUUGGAUUCUCUUUCUCAAUUCGCGGACAUUGAUAUGUUGGCGUAUUUUAUUCCACAAUUGGAGAGAUUUUUGGAGGAAUGCGGAGACUUUGAGGAUGUCCAUGAGGAAUACCCUCAGAUUUGUAAACGUUGGUAUCAAAAUCUCUUGAAUCGAUUAUACAGUGCUUCUACUUCUUCAGCCAACGUUGAGAACAAGUAUGUAUUUUGGGUUUUUCAAUAUGCUGCAAGACUUCAUCCUCUUAUUAAAGAGAAUAAAAAGCUGUGGAGAAGCAUUAUUACGUCUGCCAUCAACGAAGUGAAGAAAUGCCCCGCCAGUUUGGUGUACAAAACAAGUGUAGAUGUAAUUGAACUUGGAGAGUCGGUUGUAAAUGAGUUUAUCCGACACGUCAAAAAUCUGUUGAGUGGCUCCGUUCAAAGUGCGGAUGAACAGCUUCUGAAUGUGAUCAGGCAGAUUUGUCGCAGUACGGGGGAGGUAGUGAUAAUUCCUAACAG
Molecule: messenger RNA, 1645 nt
Organism: Acaulospora morrowiae
Lineage: Eukaryota; Fungi; Glomeromycota; Glomeromycetes; Diversisporales; Acaulosporaceae
Source: the annotation of a GenBank genome assembly